CCGGUGUGUCCUAACGUAAGUUAGCUAGCUAGUAGUGUUAAUUUAUAGCUACAUUUUGUUGGCUUUGAUGAUAAACUCGGGUACAAAGGUUAUUUGCUUCGUUUAAUGUUUUAAUUGCUGACAUAAGCUAAACAAGGCAUGGGGGCUAGCCUCAACUGUAUGCUAGGUCACAUUAUCUUUAUUAUUAACUUAGCAAAUAACGUUAUCACUCUAGAAAAGGUCUAGCCACAGAAAGAAGAGGGGACAUGAUGACAACCGAUGAUAUGGCAUGCAAUGAGUUAAUUAACAUAGAUGUUGACACCCUUGCCCCCCAUGAUUUAAAACAAGAAAAACUCCAACUUUCUGCAACUCUACGAAAGUACUACUCAUUCUGUAAGAGGAGGACAUUUGGUACAUUUGUGGCAUCCAAAAGAGCUUCAACAACAGUUUGGAAUUGCUGUGGCCAGACCUUCAAGGAACUUUCUUCCAUCCAUAAACAUGUGGCAAGGACUCAUGACACUGACAUUCACCAGCUUACCCAGUCCACAUUUGAGGUUUUACUGAGCCAGAUUGAGAAAGAAGCCACUUCACAACAACAAUCAACAGAGAAAGAGCCAGUGGACAUUUCCUCCUGGAUACCUGACACCAGUCACAUCACUGGUGACCAGCUUCACAAACCAGCAAUGGGGGAUGCAGAGUGUUUUUGUGACCUGAGGGUUGGAGUCUACAAGGAAAUAGUGCCAAUGGGAGUGGACCGUGAUGCCCUCUUCUACAGUCUAGCAGGUACUCAAUUGGAACCUGAAGAAUUCCACAAAGAAGUGGAGGCUCUUUUGUCAAAAGGUGACUCUUGCAAUGAUACAAUACUGCUGGACUGCCGGAACUUCUACGAGAGUAGAAUUGGCCAGUUCAGCCAAUGUUUGGCCCCUAACAUCCGAAAAUUCAGUUACUUCCCCGAUUACGUUGACCAGAACCUUGACCUCUUUCGAGACAAGAAGGUCCUUAUGUACUGUACCGGUGGCAUUCGCUGUGAACGCGGCUCAGCCUAUCUCCGCUCAAAACAUGUGUGUAAAGAGGUUUAUCAGCUGAAAGGUGGCAUUCAUAAGUACCUGGAACAAUUCCCUGAGGGCUUCUAUCGCGGCAAACUGUUUGUGUUUGACGAGCGCUUUGCAAUCUUCUCCAACAGUGACAUCAUCUCAGAGUGUAGGUACUGCAAUUCUCCGUGGGACCAGUACCAGCUAUGCUCCACACACUUCUGCUGCCAGCUGGUUCUUUCCUGCUCUGCCUGCAGACAGGGUGGUCACACCAAGGGCAAGGGAGAAGAGCCCCCUGCCACACCUCCACAGAGAGAGGAGUGUCCAGUAGGACAGACCUACCCAUCCACAUAUCCUCCGGGGUACUAUGGAGCAGGGCCUCAACAGCAGGGCUACCCAACCAUUUCUGGACACUGUGCCCCUGCCCCCAACAAAUCUCCCAUUACGAACAAUGACCACAGUGCUUACUACCACCACAACAGCCACCAGCAGCCUAUUGCUGCACCUACUGUAGCCCCCUCUGCAUACAGAGUAACUCAAGGCUCCCAUCCUCCCUCUCAGCCCUAUGGCACCCUUCCCACCUCAGUUGCCCCUCCAAACCCCCAACAGGCACCUCCAUUCCAACAAACAUCCCCCUACGCACCGCAUGGGGCCUACCAUGGACAGCAGCAGUACCUCCCCUCCCAAGCGCUAAUCUAUCCCCAGCAGCUUAACUUGGUGUCAGCGACCCCCAGCAGCCAAGGCACUCCCAUGUACCCCAUUGUCUCGUACCCCUCUGCACCAGGAAGCAGCCAGUAUGGCACUUUGCGUUCCUCCCAGGCUCCCACCGGCCCAGGAGCCAUUUCCAACCUGAUAGGCGCUCCCCUCCACCAGUAUCCCCCAGGAAAUGGCACCAGUCACCCAGCAUCUACUGCAGCGGUUCCCUCUGGGCAUAGCAUGGCUCCACCCGGCCAACCAGCCACCGUCAACGGCCAGGGUAAUGCAGUCCAAGCCCCAGUCCUCCAGCACUAUGACCAAAGCCACCAGGCAGCCAUGGCACAUGACCACUACGGAGUCACACACAACACCGGGGGUGCUGAUGGAGAUAGACCACCUUCAGGAACCCCCUUCACUUCCUCCCCGGGGCAUCAGCAAGGCAUGCACUACGGAUAUGUAGCCAAUAGUGGCGCUAGCUCUGCCAACGCCUCCACCAACGCUGCCCCCUUGUCAUCCAGCUCCGAUGAGGAUGUUGAUGAGGAGGAGGAUGAGGAAGCAGGUGGUGAUAGUUCCUCAACUACCACUGGCAGUGCGUCCCCGGUGCCCAACAGCUACGACUCCCUGGAAGGCGGCAACUACCCAGAGUCCUCCAUUCCCCCCUCCGCUGACAUGACCAAACAAGCCCCGCCCUUUGGCUAUGGCUACCCCAGCAUGCAGCCAGCUUAUCAGCAGAGGCCGUCCCCCAGGACAGACUCCUCCCCCUCACACGGCAGUUACAACCAAACUGGCUACCAGCAUUUGUCACAGCCCUUCCCUAACAUGUCCCAGCUGUCUGCGGCCCUGGGGGGGCUGAGCGGUGUGCCAGAGCUGGAGGUGGAGGCGCUGCGGCCCGUCAACCUGCUGCAGGAGAGGAACCUUCUGCCCCACCGGCCCUUGGAUGCCCCCGAACCCAACCUCAACGCUGACCUCAAGAAGGCCAACUGCAGCCCGGACACAUUCAGGUGUACCCUGACCAACAUCCCACAGACCCAGGCCCUGCUGAAUAAAGCCCGGCUGCCUCUGGGCCUCCUCCUGCACCCCUUCAGAGACCUCGCACAACUCCCAGUGAUCACGUCCAGCACCAUAGUGAGAUGUCGCUCCUGUCGUACCUACAUUAACCCCUUCGUCUCCUUCCUGGACCAGAGGAGAUGGAAAUGCAGCCUCUGCUACAGGGUCAACGAUGUUCCCGAUGAGUUCAUGUACAAUCCCGUGACCCGAUCCUAUGGAGAGCCCCACAAGAGGCCAGAGGUGCAGAACUCCACGGUGGAGUUCAUAGCCUCUUCAGAUUACAUGCUGCGGCCUCCUCAGCCUGCAGUGUACCUGUUUGUGCUGGAUGUGUCUCACAACGCGGUGGAUGCAGGCUACCUGGACGUCUUCUGUCAGACCUUACUGGAGAACCUGGACAAGAUGCCGGGGGACACGCGUACCCGAGUGGGCUUCAUCACCUUCAACAGCACCAUCCACUUCUACAACCUCCACGAGAGCCUCUCGCAGCCCCAGAUGCUGGUGGUCUCCGACAUCGACGAUAUCUUCAUUCCAACCCACGACAGUCUACUGGUGAACCUGAAGGAAAGCAGAGCGCUGGUGAGGGUCCUGUUGACCUCCCUACCUGGCAUGUUUAGCCAGACCAGGGAGACCCACAGUGCCCUGGGCCCGGCGCUGCAGGCUGCCUACAAGCUCAUGUCCUCCACAGGGGGCCGCGUCUCCGUGUUCCAGACCCAGCUACCCACGCUGGGUGCCGGCCUGCUGCAGUCCCGGGAGGACCCUAACCAGAGGUCCAGCACCAAGGGGGUCCAACACCUGGGCCCAGCCACAGACUUCUACAAGAAGCUGGCCCUGGACUGUUCUGGUCAGCAGAUAGGAGUGGACCUCUUCCUCCUCAGCUCCCAGUACUCUGACCUGGCCUCACUAGCGUGUGUGUCUAAAUACUCAGCGGGUAGUAUCUUCUACUACCCCUCGUUGCACCACGUUCACAACCCGGCCCAGCUGGACAAGUUCCAGAAGGAUCUGGAGCGCUACCUCACCAGGAAGAUCGGCUUCGAGGCUGUCAUGAGGAUACGCUGCACCAAAGGCUUGUCCAUCCACACAUUCCAUGGGAACUUCUUUGUGCGCUCGACGGACCUGCUGUCCCUGGCCAAUGUCAACCCAGACUCGGGCUUUGCUGUGCAGAUGUCUAUAGAGGAGAGCAUGGCCGACACCUCACUGGCCUGCUUCCAGGCUGCACUGCUGUACACCUCCAGCAAAGGGAAGAGGCGGAUCAGGGUCCAUACUCUGUGUCUGCCAGUGGUCAGCCAGCUGAGUGAUGUAUAUGCCGGGGCUGACGUUCAGGCAAUCACCUGCCUCCUAGCCAACAUGGCCAUUGACCGGUCGAUAUCGUCAAGCCUUUCGGACGCCCGGGAUGCCCUGGUGAAUGCGGUGGUGGACUCCCUGAGUGCAUACAAGAACACAGUCUCGAAUCUGCAGCAGUCUGGCCUCAUCGCCCCCGCAGCCCUCUGUCUCUUCCCCCUCUACGUGCUGGCAUUACUCAAACAGAAAGCACUGCGCACAGGGACCAGCACAAAGCUGGACGAGCGCGUCUUCGCCAUGUGCGAGUUCAAGAGCCAGCCGCUGCAGCAGAUCAUGCGCACAGUCCACCCCGACCUCUACCGCCUGGACACCAUUUCAGACCAGGGGGCGCUCCACCUGAACGACUGCAUAGUGCCCCAGCCCCAUCUGCUGCACCUUACGGCUGAGAAGCUGACCAGAGAAGGCGCUUUCCUCAUGGACUGUGGCAGUGUGUUUUACUUGUGGAUUGGUAAAUGCUGUAAUGAUAUGUUCAUUCGAGACGUGCUGGGCUGCCCAAACCAUGCUUCAAUACCCCCUAACAUGACCCAAAUUCCUGAGCUGGAAACCCCUCUGUCUGAACGACUGCGCGCACUCCUCGCCUGGCUACAGGACUCGCGAACCUUCAGCUCAACACUUCACGUCCUGAAGGAUGAUGCUUCAGCUAAGACCAGCUUUUUCCAGCACUUGGUAGAGGACAGGUCGGAAUCGGCCUUCUCCUACUACGAGUUCCUGCUCCACAUCCAGCAACAGAUGACCAAGUAGAACACACGGAGUAGAAGGCCCUUUGGGCCUUGUGUAGAAAAAAACAGUGAACGUGGCACAUGGUGAACAGGAAGUUCCCUCAGACUUACCGUAGAGGGGACAACACAACCAACCCAACCCCACCCACCCUAGUGGUCCGGUCAACCACGGCCCAUGACCCGGGGGAGGCAGGUGGAAGGACCAGAAAGAAAAUCAAAAAUCAGAGUGACAAAGUGAAGAUGACUUCUGGAGUUGAAGUGAAGAUGACUUCUGGAGUUGAAGUGAAGUAAUAGGCCGUUGGACUCACAGAUCAAGUGGUGUGCUCUGAACGGGCUGCUUCUUCAACCAGCUCGCUCCCUUGAACCUUUCCCCUAUCGUCUCUCAGCCGCUGUCGUAGCUCCAUGUAGCAUCUCCAAGGGAAAGCCAAAGAUGCUACUUCCUCAUCUGAUUAAGUUGACCCUUCUCUGAUACGCCUCCGCAUGCUGUGGUAUGAUCCACAUUUUUUAUUUAUUUUUAUUGCCAUACAUCCUCCACAUCCUCCUCCCAUUUCCUCCCUCUUAUCUUCAAACACAUUUGACAACAUUUGACAUAAGAGUACAGCAUCCCCCCUCUUUGUUUUCAGUGUGUUCUGGAGCUACCUCUGUUACCAUUGUGUUUGCUGCUGCUAGUCGGGUAAUUGGCCAACCUCUGCUUAACAGGAUGCUAGUCAACAGUGGUUGAAUACCCCUCCUCUGCACCUCGACUCCUCUCCCAGCUGUUCAAAUCCUGUCGUCAGAUGAAACUGAAACCUUUGUAAACUGCCGCCCUCUUGUUUUUUUUGAUCCGCUACCAGACGUUGCUAUCCACUUUGUAACUAUUGAAAAUAAUAUUUUAUGUGCAAUAAUUUAUAAUUUACCAGCUUAUUAAAUAAAAUGAAACAGUA
Molecule: messenger RNA, 5733 nt
Organism: Oncorhynchus keta (chum salmon)
Lineage: Eukaryota; Metazoa; Chordata; Actinopteri; Salmoniformes; Salmonidae
Product: protein transport protein Sec24B-like
Exons: 30
Coding region: 246-4832 (1528 amino acids)
Biological process (GO): endoplasmic reticulum to Golgi vesicle-mediated transport; intracellular protein transport; COPII-coated vesicle cargo loading
Cellular component (GO): COPII vesicle coat; endoplasmic reticulum exit site
Molecular function (GO): zinc ion binding; SNARE binding
Source: RefSeq, a predicted model, not a curated record